Seriola dumerili (greater amberjack) is the source of this 1365-nucleotide messenger RNA. It is a transcript of the gene sstr5, whose product is annotated as somatostatin-like receptor F_48D10.1. The record is from RefSeq and is a predicted model, not a curated record. Gene Ontology annotation, molecular function: neuropeptide binding; somatostatin receptor activity. The transcript has 5 exons. Gene Ontology annotation, cellular component: neuron projection; membrane. Lineage: Eukaryota; Metazoa; Chordata; Actinopteri; Carangiformes; Carangidae. Bases 1 to 1365 code for a protein of 454 amino acids. Gene Ontology annotation, biological process: regulation of insulin secretion; cellular response to glucocorticoid stimulus; neuropeptide signaling pathway.
AUGGAGCCUCUAGACCAGACCCAAUGGAUUCCCCUCUCAUCAGACCUCGAUUCCUCCUCUGCAGCAACUCCCUCAUCAUUCCUCUUUUCUUACCCCCGCCUCUUCAACAUCUCCUCCAACCUGUCCACUCAGAGUGUCCCCUUUCAGGGCAGCAGCACUCUGGUGACAGCGGUCAUCUCUCUCACGGUCUUCAUGGUGGGUCUCACUGGCAACACUCUGGCCAUCUACGUGUUGCUGCGCUACGCCAAGAUGAAGACUGUCACCAACAUCUACAUCCUGAACCUGGCUGUGGCUGAUGAGCUCUACAUCAUCGGGCUCCCCUUCCUCACCACACAGAAUGUGCUCUCCUAUUGGCCCUUUGGCUCCUUCCUGUGCCGCGUGGUCAUGACUGCAGACUCUAUGAACCAGUUUACGUCUAUUUUCUGCCUGACGGUCAUGUCCAUCGAUCGUUACCUGGCUGUGGUUCAUCCCAUCCGCAGCACCAAGUGGAGACACCCCCGCGUGGCCAAGGUGGUGAGCGCAGCUGUGUGGGCCGUGUCCUUUGUGGUGGUCCUGCCGGUGGUCAUCUUCUCUGAUGUCCAGGAAACAUUCAACUCCUGCAACAUGAUCUGGCCAGAGCCGAAUGACGUGUGGUCGACAGCCUUCAUCCUCUACACUGCCACGGUGGGCUUCUUUGGACCGCUGCUCAUCAUUUGCCUCUGCUACCUACUUAUCGUCAUCAAGGUGAAGUCCUCGGGGGCGCGGGCGGGCUUCACCAAGCGUCGUCGUUCGGAGCGUAAGGUGACGCGGAUGGUGGUGGUGAUCGUGGUGGUGUUUGUGCUCUGCUGGCUGCCGUUCUUCAUCAUCAACAUGGUCAACCUGGUUGUCAUCAUCCCAGAGUCCAGCGUCACUGCCGGCAUCUACUUCUUUGCUGUCAUCCUGUCCUACGCCAACUCCUGCGCCAACCCGGUGCUCUACGGCUUCCUGUCAGACAACUUCAAACAGAGUUUCAGAAAAGUGCUGUGUGUGAAGAGUAUGAGGUGCAAGGCCAAUGGUGUAGAUGAUGGUGACCCCAGUGCCCCACGUACUGAGAAAACCACAGCACAUGACCUUGUCCUGCUCUCCCCUCGAAACCAAGUCUACCAUGAUCCCCAGAGCAGCCAGGCUCCAGACUCGCCUGCCUCGCACACAGCAGCAGACCUGCACCGCUUCAGCCCUACCUAUCAAUCUCCCUCCACUUGUCCAGGGAUCGGAUCCACCACUACCACGAUAACCUCCACAGCAGCCUCCAUGGUAACCAACAUUGUAACCACUGCUGAACCUCCCACCACCACUGCCCUGACUACGCCCGCCUCCUCAGCCACCAUAGCUCCACAGGAACACUAG